GUUUAUUUCCUGUUUAAUCACUCAGUCAGAGUGGGUGCGGCGUGUGAUGCUGCCCCCGCGCUCUUUCUGUUGCCGGCCCCACAGUGCAGCACUGCAGGAGAGGAGACAGAGGGACAGCCCUUGCUGCUGGGAGCUGAGCUAUCAGGCUGUCAGGGGGCGAAGCCAAGCUAAGGCAGUUAGAGGACAGAAGGCCCACACUCCGGAGGAGCACAGCGCCACCUUUCCCCUGGAUCUGAUGCUCCGCCCCCCUGCAGUGUCUCUAGGGAGAGACAUGAUGACAUGGGGGAUUGAGGAGGAGGCAUUCCAGCUCACCGUGCAGCAGCAGCCCAGGGAGUCCGGAGUCAGACCUCCGGUGACCUUUUCCCCACCUGCCGUCAGUCACAGAGCUUGGGGUGAGGUAUGGGGGCAACAUGAUCAUGAGACCAAGGUUCAGAAGGUCAAAUUGGGUGAAACAGUAUCUUUGCCAUGUAAAGCAUUCAAAUUCGAAGAUUUUGGCAACACCAGACUGCAGUGGGUAUAUGACAACAAAGGGCAUCAUCACAAGAUUUAUACCAUUGGACCCAAAGGAGAAUUCAGGGAAGAGUCUGAGCUGAAAAGCCUUGUCAGUUUGGAAAACAAUUCUACCUUGGUGAUUAAUGACGUGCAAGUUCAGGAUGAGAAACUGUUCAAAUGCCAAAUUGAGGACCAGCAUGGUAACAUUAAGGAAAGCAGUAUACAGCUGAGAGUCUACAAGGCUCCAGGAGAACCAGAAAUUGUAAUGAAAGACAUUGGAAUACCAGAGACAGAAAAUGCUGUUGAGAUUGGAACAUGCGAAAGUACAAAUGGGUUUCCCACUCCUAAUAUCACAUGGUAUAAGAAUGAAUCACCUUUGAGAAAUGGGCAAGAUGCUGUGGAAGUCAAUUCUCAGGUGACAGUGGGGUCAAGUGGCUUAAUUACAGUCAAGAGCACUCUGUUUAGCCCUGUGCAGAAGUCUGAUGUUGAUGCUGUUUUCUACUGUGAGGUCUCAUACUAUCUUCCAAAGGGUGCUCACAUGAAGGAGUCACAGAAGAAAAACAUUACAGUAUAUUACACGAACACUAAAGUAACACUAUUUAUAAAGCCCCAGUCUGACAAGAUAAAGGAAGGAGAUACUGUAGAGCUUAUAUGUGAGGGCAAUGGAAAUCCGCAACCUGAAAUUUCCCUGUAUAAGAAAGGUAAUGAUACCCGUUUGAAAUCACAUCGCUGGAUUGUUUCACGUGAGGAUUCUGGUGGAUAUUACUGUUCAGCAUAUGAUGUAGAAUCUUUUGAUGAAAUGUCAGCAGAGACUGAAAUGCAUGUCCACUUUCUGGAUCCUCCUGUGCUUUCUGAACAUUCCCCUGUAAUUGUGACACUUGGAAGUGUUUUGAGUGUAUCCUGUCAGGCAAAUGCUUCAGUUCAAACAGAGAUCCAGUGGAAACGAGAUGAGAUAAUCAUAGCAAGUGGUCACAUCUUAAACAUUAGCUUGGAGGAUUACAGUAAUGGAGGACAGUACACAUGUGUUGUUGGCCUGCCUAGUGUACCGGUACUUAACCUCAGCAAGGAGCUGCAGGUGAUUGUAAAAGGAAAACCAUAUGUUGAAGUUAGUCAACAAUAUGUAGAGGUACAAAGAGGCAAAAAUGUGAUUACAAGAUGCAAAGCAACUGGUUAUCCACUUCCUAAAAUAACUUGGUAUAUCAAUGGCUCUGAGGUAGAUGCCAAGAUUGCUCAAGUUUACAAUGUUAGUGAUAAUGGAGUAGUUAGCGAACUUACCUUGUUGGUAACCCAAGACCUAAUUAAUGAAAAUGUCACAUGUAAGGCCUACAAUGAAUUGGACAACAGCAUGGGAUAUAUCCUACUACAUGAAAAAUCUGAAACUACGGUUGUUCCGAUCAGCAACACAGAAUCUGGAGCCACUGUGGUUCCCAUCCCCGAUGCAGGCUCCAGAAGUGAAAAAAGCUAUGGCGUUGUUAUUGUGGCUGUCAUUGUGUGUAUUCUUCUGUUGGCCAUUCUCGGAGCUGUGCUAUACUUCCUUUAUAAGAAGGGACACAUUCCUUGUGGUCGCUCUGGAAAACAAGAUAUCACAAAGGUGGGUGACAAAGAUAAAAUUGUUGUGGAAAUGAAGCCAGACUCACCAGCUGAAGAAUCUGUGCUACUUCCUGGACCUCAAGAGAACAAGCAACCAGGAGACCAGGAGAAAUACAUGGAUCUAAGAAAUUGAGUCCCCUGGCACAUUAGUUUGGACCCUGAAGUGACCUGCUGUGUCUCCAAGUUUUUUCUGCAACUGUGGUUAUUUUGAAAAAAAAAAUCCACCUGAGGUCUUCCUCAUUAUUCUGGUGCCAGAAUUCUGCUGGCAUGAACAACUUUACAUUAAACUGUACUGUACAUUUUGCUUCAACAGGACAUUCUCUUAUUAUACAGAUUUUUGAGACACUAUGGGGUAAAUACACAAAGGUGGGAGUAUUUUUUAUAACUGGUGAUGUUGCCCAUAGCAACCAAUCUAUUAUCUUCUAGAAGCAGCUAGAUAAAUGUUAAAUAUACUUAAGUUGGUUGCUAUGGGCAAAAUCACCAGUUCUAAAAAAAACCUCCCACCUUAGUAAAUUUACCCCUAUGAUUCUUUGUGGCCUUGGGUCUACAUGCAUAUCUGCUAAAUUUGGCCAUAUGUGGUGUAAUCAGGUAAUUCAGUUUGGGAUAUCAUUGUGCAAUAUGUGUGACAAAAUGGGAUCUAGGUCAAUUUUCUGUAUUAACUGAUUGCCCUGGAAUUUUUGUGCUAUUAUUGGCUUACCAGGGUGAAUGGACUCCUUACAAUCUUGGGCUUUAGCACUUGUACAAUCUUACUACAAUCAUAUCUACCAAACAGUGUCUUCAGCCAUUGCCUAAGGUGAACAUUCAGUAAUUGCUCCAUGAUUCAAUAAUAUAUGGCUUAAAACACUACUUAUUCUGUAUGAUUACAGUUGGUGGAUAAGUUAGCUCUUUAUUAUUUGAAAAUGGACUUUAUACUGCUUGAGUGCUUAUAUCACCUUUGUAGGCAUUGUCGUUUGAAGAGCAACAGGUACAACGUGUGGUGACACAGCCUUAUUACUGUGGCAACAGUGUAUCUCUAAUGCAUAUACAGUUGUGAUUGUGGUGCAUCUCCACAUGUAGCCACUGAACUGACCAUAUGAAAGUUAGGCUGAACAAAUGGAUUCCACGGUAUAUGGCUACCUUUGACUUUUCCGAUGCUAAUUUGAGGUGAAAACAAAUCAGGAAAAAAGGGAAACGGAAAACUGUUAAAAUAUCACACGUAACAUGAAAGGUAACAGUGAAUUUACUCUGUGGUAGUUCAAUUGUUGUACAAAUUCAUCAUCAGUCAACAUAGGUGCUCCCAUGAGUGAAGAAAUGAGUAUGUACGUAAAUAAAGAGAAAAAGGAGUACUCUCUUGUUUCGGGUACUAAUUCAACAUAGUAACAGGUAUAGUACCAAACUUAACUUUUGUAAUAAUGGACCUAACUAUACAAACACAACAUAAAACAUAGAUAGAAAAUCA
Molecule: messenger RNA, 3520 nt
Organism: Pseudophryne corroboree (corroboree frog)
Lineage: Eukaryota; Metazoa; Chordata; Amphibia; Anura; Myobatrachidae
Gene: MCAM
Product: melanoma cell adhesion molecule
Exons: 18
Coding region: 47-2215 (722 amino acids)
Cellular component (GO): plasma membrane
Molecular function (GO): laminin receptor activity
Source: RefSeq, a predicted model, not a curated record